Haemonchus placei is the source of this 420-nucleotide messenger RNA. The record is from the annotation of a GenBank genome assembly. NCBI's taxonomy places the organism in Eukaryota, Metazoa, Nematoda, Chromadorea, Rhabditida, Trichostrongylidae.
AUUGUGUCCGUCGUGUUCAUCGUGGUGAAGUCCGUCGCUUUCAGCGUCGAAGAUGACGGAUGUGACGUUAACUGCUCUACAGUUUUCGAAGACAAUGUUUUCGUCUGUAAUGGUGAGCUGCUAGACAUCAACUCCUCAAUCCUUUUUCUUCCCGCUUGCCUUUUAGUAGUCUUCAUGUCAGAAACACCCGAACUUUGCAUUGUGUCCGUCGUCUUCAUCGUGGUGAAUUCCGUCGCUUUCUGCGUUGAAGGAGACGGAGCUGUCGAGUGGUUGAUAGCUUGGUGUUUUGAUGUUCUUGUAAUUGCAAUUUCUGUCGCUAUCGUACUUGUGUUUGUCAUAUUUGUAAAGCCAUCAAGUUUGCCUUCAGUCGCUGUGUUUCCUGUGUUCUUCGUCGAAGCCCUACUCGGAGUGAUCUCUUGA